AUGGCAGUUCAAGAUAAUGAUUUCCUCCAAUGGCCUAAGCCCAUGAAAGCAGAUGUAAGCCGGAGAGAUCCUGACAAGUACUGCCAAUACCACUGCACCUAUGACUAUGACACCAACAGCUGCUACCAGCUAAUUAGUGAGAUCGAGAGGCUAAUCAAGAAGGGGCAUCUCCAAAACUUUGUGAAGAAACCUAAAGGGGAGAGGCCCCAGCAGAACACCACAGUAGAGAGGCCCCAUAGACAGGGGGCAGGGCCCGUGAAUGACGGCUCCAGCGGAACCGUAAAUAUGAUAAUGGGAGGGAUUGGAGGUUGGAUGAGUAGAAGAGGAAGGAAGAGAAGCCGAAGUAGGGAGGGGAGCAGUAACGAAGUCUUGCAAGUGGUAGAGCACUUCCCAGUGACCAUCUCUUUCUCCCCUGAAGAUGCUCAUGGCAUCCAAAUUUCUCAUGAUGAUGCUCUGGUCAUCGAGGCCGUCAUUCACAACUAUUGA
Manihot esculenta (cassava) is the source of this 486-nucleotide messenger RNA. RefSeq lists its product as uncharacterized. The transcript has a single exon. The record is from RefSeq and is a predicted model, not a curated record. NCBI's taxonomy places the organism in Eukaryota, Viridiplantae, Streptophyta, Magnoliopsida, Malpighiales, Euphorbiaceae. Bases 1 to 486 code for a protein of 161 amino acids.